CUUUCCAAUUCAGCUACUGUCCAUCCUAAAUAGUAUCUGAGAUUAGAGAAUUAGUGUGUCCCAUAUCUAGUAUGUUGAAAUGAGUAUCCCAAAGGUACCUGGAUGGUCUACUAUUUCCAGUAGAUUUUCAAAGUGUGGAUCCAUGACAGUAUAGAAUUUACAUUCAAAUGUUUUGCAUCAAUCAAAUAGUUUUGACAAAUAACAACUUUUGAAAGUUUGGACUAAUCAAGAUGAACACUCAAAACCAUGACGAGAACAAUGACAGCUAUUCAAAUUCAACACAAGACAUGGGUGAAGAUGCAGUUCCUCGAAAGUCAAGUCCUUCUAAGCAUAUGUCACUUGAGAAUAUCGAUUUGGAAGCACCUAACACUGAAGAAACUUUGGAAAUAUCACAGAGCAAAAACACUGAUUCACUCCACUUAACAGAAAGUGAUGUGUCAGAAGGAAAAGAUGAAGUCAGUGAAAAUCUUAGGUCAUGCGAUGCAUCUGUGAACGAUGAAAGAAAAUGUGACCAACAAAAUGGGGAAGAUGUUCUUACAGAUCUUAAGACCACUAAUCUACAAUCUUUUUCAGACAUGAGUAAAGUCAUAGUUUUCCUAAAAUCAGAGACUGUCUCCAAUCCCAACACCUCUACCCCAACUUCCAAAAACAUCUUACCUUCUUUCAGCUCCUUUAUAAAAGGCAGUGCUAAAUCUCAACCACGAAGGAUGUCAACCAGUGACAUGGAUUCCAAAAACUUCCCGAAAGCAUCUUCCAGAAGAUGUGCUUCUCAAGAAAGCACUUCCACAAAGACGGUCAAGCUACAUAGAAUACGCCGCCGUUCUAAGUCAGAAUCAAAUGUCAACCAGAAGCCAGACUCAUUGUGUGGUAUGAUCACAGCCUUCCCCUGUCCUACUGAGGUCUCUAGACCUAUUAUGACUUCUCAGAGAGAGGUGAUGAAAAGGAAGGCCCAACGUGAGAGAGAACAGGCAGCUCGAGUCACUAAUUUGGGCCUGGACCGUAACGUGCUAGCAAACAGAGAACACUAUCCACUGGAAAUUUAUCCCCUGUCUGUACACUAUUCAAUAAGUAUUUCUGAGCAUAUGUCACUUGGGAAUAUCGAUCUGGAAGCACAUAAUGAUUCAUUCCACUUAACAGAAAGUGAUGUGUCAGAAGGAAAAGAUGAAGUCAGUGAAAAUCUUAGGUCAUGUGACGCAUCUCUGAACAAUGAAAGGGAAAGUGACCAACAAAAUGGGGAAGAUGUUCUUACAGAUCUUGACCACUAAUCUACAGUAGAAUCAUUUUCAGACAUGAGUAAAGUCAUAGUUUCCCCAAAAUCAGAGAGUGUCUCCAAUCCCAACACCUCUACCCCAACUUCCAAAAACAUCUUACCUUCUUUCAGCACCUUUAUAAAAGGCAGUACUAAAUCUCAACUACGAAGGAUGUGGCAUGGAUUCCAAAAACUUCCCUCAAGCAUCUUCCAGAAGAUGUGCUUCUCAAAAAGCACUCCCACAAAGACUGUAACAUUUAGUAUGACUGAGAACAGUAUUCACAGGAAAAUUACCCCAGCACACCAACAAAGGCAAGCAACUAAUGAAGAAUGCUAAAAACACUGUUUAAACAAAAAUGAAAAUCAAAUUUAGAGUUAUAUUCAGAUAUAGUGAUAUCCUUCUGUUCCUGUUUAGAUAAAAUCUUUUGUUAUGCUGGUUGAAUCAUCUUGACAACACUGAUUCAACUAUUUCCAUGUAUAUAAAAAGAAUGUAUGAAUUAAACUAUUCUAUUGAAUGGAUUUAAAAUGUUUAAAAAAAAAAAAAAGCUAUAGUAUAGAAAGCCAAAACUAACAUAAUUACUAAUUACAUGGAUAAUUUGUACAGACAAGCAGUGAUUAGCUCCUAGAGAAAAUUCCUGGUUUGCAUGGAGGAGAAUGCACACAUUUCUUUAUUCUGCAGAACAUUAGAUGGAAUGAGAUACAACAAAAAGUAAACGCCAACAUACAUAAAUUAGUCUUAGUAAGGUUCUGGUGGGAUGAACAUAAUUUUCCCAAAAUAUAUUUCCUCAGUUGGUGUGCUGAUGAUGGUGGCGGAGAUUGUUGUUUAACAAGUCAGUCCACAACAUCCUAUAGGUGUUCAUUUCAUUUGAGAUCCAUCGCACAUGACUUGCAUCAUUUUCAUACUCAU
Molecule: messenger RNA, 2156 nt
Organism: Ictalurus furcatus (blue catfish)
Lineage: Eukaryota; Metazoa; Chordata; Actinopteri; Siluriformes; Ictaluridae
Exons: 2
Coding region: 231-1265 (344 amino acids)
Source: RefSeq, a predicted model, not a curated record